Molecule: messenger RNA, 375 nt
Organism: Phaeodactylum tricornutum CCAP 1055/1
Lineage: Eukaryota; Bacillariophyta; Bacillariophyceae; Surirellales; Neidiaceae
Exons: 2
Coding region: 1-375 (124 amino acids)
Source: RefSeq, a predicted model, not a curated record
AUGGCAUUUUUGGGCGAGGAUGACGAUUUUUUUGGCACGGCACAGGAUGAUCACGACGACGAACGAUACCGUGAGUGUGUGGAUGGGCACGAGCUACAUUCCGGUCUAGCGCGAGCCGAUGCGGCGGCCCUGGCCGAACGCUUUCGCAACGUGGGCUUCCACGAGACUUACGAGGAAUACCAAGAAGUUCGCUUGCAAGAAGGUUUCGAAGCUGGAUACCGAGAGACGUUCGACGUGUCCGUGAGAAUAGGGGAAAUACUAGGUAAUCUUGCUAUGAAAGCCAAGCGUGCCGAGAAUGAAAAGGAAUACGUCGGCGACGAGAAGCAUUCUAAGAUUCAGCAAUUCUACAAAACGAUUGCCAGGGAAUGGAUCUAG